This is a messenger RNA of Closterium sp. NIES-65, 993 nucleotides long. NCBI's taxonomy places the organism in Eukaryota, Viridiplantae, Streptophyta, Zygnematophyceae, Desmidiales, Closteriaceae. The record is from the annotation of a GenBank genome assembly.
AUGGCUACCCCUAGUGUCCUCGCUUUUGACGCUGAGGGUCGAGCCAUUGACUUUGAGGUCUGGGUCGACGACCUGCAGCUGUUUUUACAGUGCGAUAGGGCGGACGGUCUUUCUCUCUUUGACCUCACCUCUGGCGCCUCCCCUGCUCCUGCUGCUGAUGCUCACCCCACUGUUCGCUCUCAGUGGGCCACCCGCGAUGCUACUGCACGUCUUGCUGUGCGUCGCCACCUGCCUACCACUAAGCGCGCGCACUUUAGUCAGUACAAGAGUGCUCAGACCUUGUACGACGCUGUAGUUGCGCGCCACUCUUCCCCUCCCACUGCUGCACUGAGCCGCCUCAUGCUACCGUACCUCUUCCUGGACCUUGCUGCCUUUCCUACUGUUGCUGACCUCAUCACGCACCUCCGCACUUCUGACACUCGCUACCGCGCCGCACUUCCUGCUGAGUUCUGCGCCAGGAACCCCCCCCCAUGCCCUCCUAGCGCAGAGAAGAGCAUAGUUGCUAUAGGAGCCUCUCGUGGUGACCCGGGCACCCCCAUCUUUGAGGGGUGUUCUCCUUCCCCCCUGCUGCCCUCUGUUGCCUCUGCUGCUGCUGCCGACCUGCUUGGUCUUGAGUCGGUCGGCGCGGCGUCUGCCCCUAGCGGGAGAUGCCGCCCUGGCAAGGGCAAGGGGGGCAAGGGCGCGGGUGGAGCUGGCAGGGGCGGUGGAGGUGGCAGUGGUGGUGGCGGAGGGAGUGGGGGUGGCGGUGGGAGUGGUGGUGGGGGUGGUGGUGGUGGUGGCGGCAACGGAGGCGGCGGCGGUGGCGGCGGCGGCGGUGGGAGCGGAGGCGGCGGUGGUGGCGGAGGUGGAGGCGGCGGUGGCGGAGGAGGUGGAGCCGGUCGGGGUAGUGCCCCGCAGCAGAGCGGCUCUGGUGGUGGUCAGCGCCAGCAGCAGCAGCAGCAGCAGCAGCGUUCUCGGGACAUCCCCCCGCCUCAGCAGCUCCGUGAGUGGUAG